AUGGCAAAAGAAACAGAAAAGCCAGAUCACCAAGAGCAAUUAGUAGUAAGCAAUCAAGCCAUAAGCCACAGAAGGGUUUCAAGCAUGAACAGGAAGCCAAACAAAAAAAGCCUGCAAAGUCUAGAAGGAAGCUUCAAGUACCUGACUUUCAAGCCAUUACCAGAAAAUGAUCGGGUUUUAAAGCGACAGGUUCGGAAGGGGCGGGCCUAUGCUCCUUGGGCCCCGCCCCAACCUGGUACUCGGGGGCGGGGUUACGAGUCAGGGGAGGGGCCGGAGCGCGAGUUGGUGGCGGUUUUUUCGACCCCGCGGUUCGGUAACCUUGGCAGCCAGAGCCGGCUUUCCGGGCCCGACCGAGCUGAGAGUUUUGUGAGCCGUAACAGUGCCUUCUGCCGGAAAAAGAGGACAGGAUGCUCUGGUCCUUUCCUUUUCAAUCAGUUAUGGGGUGGUAUUAUUCACUCCCUUCAGACUCAAGUGGAAAUAAAAAGGAGACAUCAUUUAUGAACAUACAAAGACUAUUUUACUGGUUCUGUUGCUGUUGAUGUAGUAUUAAGUCAUCUUAUGCAAAAUACAUGCCUAAGUAGCGAUGACACCUCUCUCAAAGGAGUUUGUCUUUGCCAUGUUUUAAUGAACAAAGUAUUUGAACUAGUAGGAAUGAAACUAUUGAAAAAUGAAAAGGAAUUAGAAUUUGAAGAUUCAAACAGUAGUCUCUACAGUUUUCUAGACAAUAAAUCAUCUUAUGUUUUUUGCAAAAGAAGAAAAGGAUUCUGGGAAUGGAAAGUCCACAUAUUAUUUCUUAACAGACCAGGAGAUGAAAUGAUUUCAAAUCCUCUAGCACAAGAGAUUGGUGAGGAAAGAAUAGAGGAACCUAUUCAUACAAUGAGUGGGAAUAUGGCUUUACCUCCAAAUAUCAUAGUUGAUAAACCUGUUCUCUCACUUUCAAAAAAAGGCGUUUCCUUCUACAUCUACAUUAUAUCACACAAGACAGAUGUUUGGAAACAACAGACAUUUCUAUAUAUUUUUUGACCUAUUCACCUUCCAUUCUUGGAAAAUAUUUUGAAGCCUCCUGUUAAAACACAAAAUCUUCAAUUAAGUGAAGAGGAGGAUCUUAUUCUCUCAAACACUUGUCUAGACAAAGAGGUUAUUCUAAGCUUAUGUUUACCUGAAAUUGACAACUGGUUUAUUAAUGCAGCAAUUAAAUGUUGCUAUUUCCCUGACCAGUUAUAGUUAACAGUUAUUCAGCAGUUAGUACAAAAGGAAAAGACAGGAUUGAGUAUACAGAAGAAGAUACUCUUUGAUGUUGUAGUAAAAUACUAUAAUCAAGAGAGAGAUUGCCUAUUAACUGAUGAGUAUUCCGAUAUUCAGUUAGGACUUAUUGAACUUUUAGGGCUACUUACCUUUAUGCCUAUUGUAUCAGAACCUAAUACCCUCAAGUUACAGAAACAGUAUGAUAACAAAACAGUGGUCCUGAAAACUCUUGUCAAAGCAGUUUUGCAAACGAGAUCAUUAUUAAAAGUAUGGGCAGAACAACUAGUCUGGUUUUUACUGAAGUAUCACUCUGAGAUAUUCAAGAAUCCAGUUACUUUAUUGGAUCUGGGUAAGAAACUUAAGAAGCUUCUACAUGGAGAAGAUCCAGAUGCCAUAUCAGGUAGGGCUGAUACUAGUAAUACUUACACACCUAGAACUGAGGUUACUGAAGACUUAACGAGGAAAAAGUACAAAAAGUUCGGCACAUGGUUUCACAUUUUGCCAACACUUGACAAAGAGUUUGGAGAAAAAAGGAAAGGACAGUAA
Molecule: messenger RNA, 1791 nt
Organism: Leptonychotes weddellii (Weddell seal)
Lineage: Eukaryota; Metazoa; Chordata; Mammalia; Carnivora; Phocidae
Source: RefSeq, a predicted model, not a curated record